UCCCCCGCCCGCCGCGCUCCCGCCCGCCGCUCUCGGUUUCCCCGCCGAGCCGCCGCCGCCGCCGCCAGCGAAGGUGCCGGGCGCCGGGCCCUCCCCGCCGGCGCGGCCGUCAUCGCCCAGAGCGGGUGCGCGGCGGGAGCGCGGAGGGGGCGGCCGCCGCCAGCGCCGCCGCCGCGCAGGAGCAGGAGGAGGAGAAAGGGUGCGCAGCCCGGAGGCGGGGUGCGCCGGUGGGGUGCAGCGGAAGAGGGGGUCCAGGGGGGAGAACUUCGUAGCAGUCAUCCUUUUUAGGAAAAGAGGGAAAAAAUAAAACCCUCCCCCACCGCCGCCUUCUCCCCACCCCGCCGCCGCACCACACACAGCGCGGGCUUCUCGCGCUCGGCACCGGCGGGCCGGGCGCGUCCUGCCUUCAUUUAUCAAGCAGCUUUUCGGAAAAUGCAUUUGCUGGUCGGAGUUUAAUCCGAAGAGGAUUCCUGCCCCCGUGCCCGGCUCGUCCACCGGCCCCCCGUCCCUGUCCGUCUCCCGUGGAGGCGUGAAGAGGUCCCGCGGAUAGAGAUCCAUGUCUGUGCCCGCGCGUGUGUGUGCGUGUGUAAAUUGCCGAGAGGGGGAAAAUCACAGGACUUCUGCCAGUACCGGACUGAAAAUUGUAAUUCAUCUGCCGCCGCCGCUGCCUUUUUUUUUCUCGUGCUCUUGAGCUCUCCGGUCGGGAUUCCUGCGGAUUGACAUUUCUGUGAAGGAGAAGUCUGGGAAUCAAACUGGAAAUUCUCCUCAUUUGUACCCACCGCACCCCACCCCCGACUCCUGAUUCAUUUGGAAGUUUCAGAGCAGCUAUAACUGGAGAGUUCUGGAGAUCGAUGGAAUCUUUGCCUUAUGCAUUUGUUUUGUUUUCACAAAAAAGGAAACUUGACAGAGGAUCAUGCUGUCCUUAAAAAAUACAAGUAAGUUCUUUGCACAGGAAAUGGGUUUAAUGUAACUUUCAAUGGAAAACCUUUGAGAUUUUAACUUUAAGUGCGUUCGAGUGAGUUGAAUUUCCAGGCAGUUUAAUACAUUCUUUUCAGCCGUGUAACUUGCAGUAUAUGCCCGGCUUCCACCCAGUGUUUAAAAGGAAAGUGCACCUGAUUUUGACUUAGUUUUGUUUUGUUUUGUUUUGUUUUAACCUUUCAGCAUCACAGAGGAAGUAGACUGAUAUUAACAAUAAUUAAUAAUAAUGUGCCUCAUGCAAUAAAGAUCCGAAAGGAAUUUAAGUAAAAAUUUCCUGCAUCUCAUGCCAAGAGGGAAACACCAGAAUCAAGUGUUCCGCGUGACUGAAGACACCCCCUCAUCCAAGAAUGCGAAGCACAUCCAAUAAAAUAGCUGGAUUAUAACUAUUCUUUCUUUCGGGGCCGUGGGGCGGGAGCAGGGGCGAGAGGUGCUGUUGGUCCCCGGCUGCUUUUCCUCGGGGGCAGGAUGGCGCACGCUGGGAGAACAGGGUAUGAUAACCGGGAGAUAGUCAUGAAGUACAUCCACUAUAAGCUGUCGCAGAGGGGCUACGAGUGGGAUGCCGGGGACGCGGGCGCCGCGCCCCCGGGGGCCGCCCCCGCGCCGGGCAUCUUCUCCUCCCAGCCCGGGCGCACCCCUGCGCCCGCCAGGACCUCCCCGCCGCCGCCCCCGGUCGCCCCCGCCGCCGCCGCCGCCGCCGCGGGCCCUGCGCUCAGCCCCGUGCCACCUGUGGUCCACCUGACCCUGCGCCAGGCCGGCGAUGACUUCUCCCGUCGCUACCGCCGCGACUUCGCGGAGAUGUCCAGCCAGCUGCACCUGACACCCUUUACCGCAAGGGGACGCUUUGCCACGGUGGUGGAGGAGCUCUUCAGGGAUGGAGUGAACUGGGGGAGGAUUGUGGCCUUCUUUGAGUUCGGUGGGGUCAUGUGUGUGGAGAGCGUCAACCGAGAGAUGUCGCCCCUGGUGGACAACAUCGCCCUGUGGAUGACUGAGUACCUGAACCGGCACCUGCACACCUGGAUCCAAGACAACGGAGGCUGGGAUGCCUUUGUGGAACUGUACGGCCCCAGCAUGCAGCCUCUGUUUGAUUUCUCCUGGCUGUCCCUGAAGGCCCUGCUCAGUCUGGCCCUGGUGGGGGCUUGCAUCACCCUGGGUGCCUAUCUGGGCCACAAGUGAAGUCAGAAGGCCUGCCACAAACAAAUAUGCAAAAGGUUCACUAAAGCAGUAGAAGUGUAUGCAUCGCCAGUGAUGUACCAUGAAACGAAGCCGUGGUCUCUUAAAAACAAAACCUAAAACAAAACAAAAACAGCUUUCGGGCUCAGCGUCGAAUCAGCUAUUUACUGCCAAAGGGAAAUACCAUUUAUUUUUUACAUUCUCAAGAAAAAAAAAAAAAAAGAUUUAUUUAUUUAAGACAGUCCCAUUGAACCUCCUGUCUUUGGAAACCCUACCGCCAAUUGCCAAGCCCCACCUGGGCAGCUCCACCUGGCUCUCCUGUGCCUAUAAACACGGAUUUGUUUUCCAUGUUGUUGGCUGGACUGACUCACCAUCUGAAGAGCAAACAAACUGACAAAGGACUUGACUGUUCCAGAAGCCGGCUGUUGGAAGUUAGGAAGAAGGUGUUCAUUUUCCUUGCAUUUCUUUGCCCUGGGGGCUGCGAUAUUAAGAGAAGGAAGGCGCUCGGCGAAGUCCAUUCUUCCUGGCCCGAAGAACAACACACUUUGCAUAUGGUUCACAUGGUACAGACCCAGUGGGGAGAAAACACUGGGGAACUUCAGAUGGACUUGGUACCCACCAAGAUUUCCACAGCGAAGGACAGUGAUGGGGAAAAUGCCGUUAAACCAUAGGAAAGUAUUUUUUUAAGCUACCAAUUGUGCCGAGAAGCAUUUUAGCAAUUUAUCCAAUAGCAUCCAGUACCUUAAGCCCUGAUGUGCAUAUUCAUACAUUUUUGGAUACACUCUCCCCCCCACCCCCAAUACUGGCUCUGUCUGUGUAUGAAACCGAAUCCUCCCGAAUGCGAGGAAGUGAACGUUUCGGUGACUUAUCCAGAAGCAUCAGGCCGCCACAAGUGCCUGCGUUUCCCUAAGAGGCCACAGUCUGAAGCCCUGCCUUGCCCCAGCUCGGAGGCCCCGUCCUGGAACUGAGCCUGGGCACUCGCUGGCCGGCUCCAAGGGUUUUAAACAGAGCAGUGUGGUCUCCGAAUGUCUGGAAGCUGACAGAGCUCAGAAUCCCACUGUCAAGAAAGAACAGUAGUCGGCCUGGGCCUGCGGCCCUGGGCCCUCCAGUCGGGCCCUUUUCCCUCGUGGAGCGUGCAACCUGGAAGCCGAGGCUCUUAAGACGUUGAUCACCGUGGAGGGGAGGAAACAGAGGCACUGCGCCUUUCCCGGCAGAGGGAGGUGGCCAUGCCGCCACCAAAAGGAAACCGGGGGAAGGAGACAGGUGCAGCGCGUGUGCGGAGUGGCCGCCGCGCAUGCGUACUGGCUGCGCAGUUGAAAGCCAGGCUUUAAAUGACUUUGGGGAAGGUCGUAAAUCCUAAAGAAAGCGUUGAAACGAGGUGUCAUGGAUUAACUGACCUAUGUCUAUGGGAUUACGAUGUAAAACAUUAUCUUGUCAUUGUAGUUUGGGGUUUUUUUGGAAACCUGACAGAGGGAGAAAAAAAAAAAAAGUUCCAGGUGUGGCAUGUGGGAAUUUAUCUGUACCUCCUGGGGCAUUAAAAAAGAAAAAAAGAAAAAAAAAAUGUCAGUGGUGAAAACUCUAGAGACGUAGUAAAGAAGUGAAAUCUCCAGCUAAUAAACUAGAAAAUAUUUUUUUCCAGUUUAGAAUCGGCUUUGAGACAUUUAUGGAGUAAAUGUGGCAUUAUUGCAUUAUAUACCAUUUAUCUGUAUUAACUUCGGAAUGUACUAUGUUCAAUGUUUAAUGCUGUGGUUGAUGUUUUGAAAGCUGCUUUAAAGAAAUACAUGCAUCUCAGCAUUUUUUAAAAAUUGUAUUUAGUUACGGCCUCUACACUAUUUGUUAGCAAAAAUUACCAUCUUUCCAUUUGGGGUUUUUGUCUCAAUUCUUUAAAAGCAUUUCUGAUAAGGAGAGAGAAUCCCUGGGUCUCAGCGACGUGAAAACCCCCUGGAGCGUGCUGGCCACUGAGGGAGAUUGCUUCAACCUAGUUAUGUGCGUUUCCACGUCAACAGAAUUGUUUAUUGUGAAGGACGUAUCUCUUGUCCCUUUGACCUUGUUCCUUGAAGGUUUCUUAGUCCCUGGGCAAAUCAGAAUCUAACUCAUAUUAGUUAGGACGACAUCCAUGUUUGGUUAACCCCAUGAGAUUCAUUCAGUUGAAAAUCCAGAUGGGAAAUGACCAGGGGAUUACAUUCUGGCCACGCUGGUUUGAUCUUUAGAGGGUUGCUCUUCGUGGUCUGUUUUGACACAGAUCCAUCCAGAGCGCUCCUGCCCUCCUUCCACAGGGCCCGUCCCAUGGCUGUCCUUCAGAUUCUUCCUGAAAUGCAGUGAUGCCUGUGCGCCACCCUGAGAAAGCAGGAAACCCAUGGUAUGAAGCCAGACCUCCCUGGCAGGCCUCAGGGAACCGGAUGAUCAGACCUUUGAAUGAGUCUAAUUUUUAAGCGAAAUACUAUUUUCGGAAAGGUUUACAUUGUCAAAAGCGAUGAGUAUGGAAUAUCAAAUCCUGUGCUGCUAUCCUACCAAGAUCAUUUUCGUGGAGUCAAUUUGCAGUAUGCUCCAAAUAGCGAAAUCCUUCAAGCUGCUUUCGAAGUUAACAGUGAAGAACAUGGACAUUUUUAAUAUAAGACUGUCUUUUGUUGUUGUUGUUGUUGUUGUUGUUGUUGUUAUUGUUCAAAGAGGAUUUGAAGAGUAUUCUAAAGAUGUAUAUAUAUAAAAAAAAAAAAAAGGUCAUGGGGGCUAACUUCUGGCUGGUUUUCUUUUGCUGUGGGGUUUUGGUAUCUGGUUUUAAUGGUAAAUGUGCCUGGCCACCUGCCCCCAAAACCGUAUAGUAUCGUGGCUUCACUUGCUCUAAGAGUAGUUGUUGCAUUUUUCUUGUUCUUAAAAACAUGUUAGAAGCAAUGGACGUAUAUAAAAGCCUCAACUUGUCA
Messenger RNA from Panthera uncia (snow leopard), 5066 nucleotides. RefSeq names its product BCL2 apoptosis regulator (gene BCL2). Gene Ontology annotation, biological process: negative regulation of intrinsic apoptotic signaling pathway; extrinsic apoptotic signaling pathway in absence of ligand; intrinsic apoptotic signaling pathway in response to DNA damage. The record is from RefSeq and is a predicted model, not a curated record. Gene Ontology annotation, molecular function: protein homodimerization activity; protein heterodimerization activity. Gene Ontology annotation, cellular component: mitochondrial outer membrane. The transcript is spliced from 2 exons. Lineage: Eukaryota; Metazoa; Chordata; Mammalia; Carnivora; Felidae. Bases 1444 to 2151 code for a protein of 235 amino acids.